CAGCGACCAGCUGAUCGACCGUAUCAUGCAACAUGGGUGCUCGAAUAGCUCGAACGUUCAGAAAUAUCAACAUAGAAAACAAAGCACAGAAAUAUAUUGACAAAGAUAUUCCACGGCCAGCACCGAGACAUUCAACGACAGUUGAGAAGAUUGAUACAUUUGUCAAAAGUAACCCACAUAUUGCAGAAGAAGUAAAAACAAAACAUGUGAAAUUAGAUGAAUUCUUGAAGAAAGUGAGAGUUGAGUCAACGGAAGGAGCUGUAAAGAAACUUGAGUCAGUUGACAGUACAGCGCGACCCAUGAAUGAGAGAAAACUGCCUAUGGAUACCAAAAAAGUUGACUUGAUGUCUGCAUUUGAUGCUCCAAGGGAAAUACCAGAAGGGAAGCUGUCUGUUGUCAUGGCAUUAGAAUUACUUUCCAAACAUAAGAGAAGUCCUGAGAAAUGGCCAGCAGAGCGUCUAGCUGAAGAUUUCAAUAUGGACUUAGAAACGACCAAACAUAUUAUUCAGUAUUUCAAAGUAUUUAAAGUGCACACGAUUGGACCCUCAGAAGACAUGGUAAAGGGUAUUAGGGCAUGAAUCUAGCUAAUUACAGUGAAUGCUGUGGCUGCCUGGAUAGGUCCACUCAGUGCAGUGCAGAGUCUCUGUUAUUGGCCGAGACCGAGUAACCCUGGAAUCAUGUAGUAUGUUUGCUGUAGCUAAACAAAUCGUCAAGAACUCAGGUUCAAUUAUUACCAAGCAUCAACAAGUUAGUUGGUCAGGAAGUGGUCAGCAGAGCGUCAACGAAACAACCAAAUUGCUUUGAAAUAUAAAGUUUUUUAAUUGUGAACAUCACAUGCUCUAAUUUCAUGUAAACAAACAUUAAAUAAUGUUACACUGUACGCAUUGUAUUCAUUGCAUGGUUCUCAUAUUUAAAUAGGGAAUUAAAAAACUUUGUACGAGAGAUGUAAAAAGUAUAUCCUUGGUUAUAUGACCCAGGAUAUAUAACAGUAGAGAAGAUUGACCAAGAUACUAAAUUGUAGAGGAUUUUACAGGAAAGAGUCUACCAAGGAUGGAUAAACGUGUAAUUUUUGACAAGUUUGGGAUAUUGAUUAUUCCAGAGCAAUGUACAGCAUAAUGUUUGUAGUUUCUUUGAAUUGUGUGAAGGAUUGUGCAUCAUUAGUCAUCGUGUUUUAUUUUUGCCAGAUUGCAGACUUAAUAAACAGUACUAUUUCAGAAUGUUUUCAUGUAAUUUACCUCGGUGUUCAGUCAUUGAAAGUCACAUUGACCUACUUUAAAGUGUAGUUGUGCAAUAUGAGUACUUGUACAUUACAUGGUUUAUAUUCAGUUAUUGUUACUUUUCACAAAAUAAAUCUGCAUAACCUUUUCAUAUUUUUCUGAUUAAGAUCAGUAGGAAAUAUACAAUUGUUUAUUUGAUCCGAAAUUAACAAAGUUCAAAGACCUGAUUUUGUUAUUGCUUCAAAGCAGAAACCAUGUUGAAUUGUUAGCUGCCAAUGUGACAAUGCAAUUGAACAGCAAGAAUGUGAAUGGAGAUACUCGGGGCUCUUGUGAAAUUACAAGUGGAAAAUAACAAAAGUGUACGUGCAAGUAAUAAAGAAGUAGAGAACAAAUCAAUACAAA
This is a messenger RNA of Saccoglossus kowalevskii, 1619 nucleotides long. Its product is annotated as NADH dehydrogenase [ubiquinone] 1 alpha subcomplex assembly factor 4-like. Gene Ontology annotation, cellular component: mitochondrion. Gene Ontology annotation, biological process: mitochondrial respiratory chain complex I assembly. NCBI's taxonomy places the organism in Eukaryota, Metazoa, Hemichordata, Enteropneusta, Harrimaniidae. The record is from RefSeq and is a predicted model, not a curated record.